Messenger RNA from Melitaea cinxia (Glanville fritillary), 648 nucleotides. RefSeq lists its product as uncharacterized. Gene Ontology annotation, molecular function: nucleic acid binding. Lineage: Eukaryota; Metazoa; Arthropoda; Insecta; Lepidoptera; Nymphalidae. Bases 1 to 648 code for a protein of 215 amino acids. The record is from RefSeq and is a predicted model, not a curated record. The transcript has 3 exons.
AUGCCGUGCAUUCUUCAAUCUGAUAACGGUAGGGAAUUUGUAAAUAAUGUUAUAAGUGAGCUUGCCAGACAUAGUCAAAGCCAGGGCUCAGUUGAACGUGCCAAUCAAGAUAUUGAGAAUAUGAUAGGGUCUUGGAUGAAUGACAACGUUUCAACGAAAUGGUCAGAAGAACCCAGAGUAGGACUUUCGACUUCCCCUUUGCCGCAAGAAAUCAUAAAUGAUAUUCAAGAUGAAGAUGAUUUAAGGAAGGUAAUAAAAGAUGAUCGUAAUGUUAACCUAACAGAAGAUAGAAAUGAUAACGUUGUCGAAGUUAGUAAUCGAGAAAAAGUUUCUUCAUCUGAAAAUGACAUUCAUAAAGCUAGAACAACUGCAGGAGAAAAUCUUGUGAAACACGCUAAGAAAAUGAAAGCUACUUCUGACAAGUCUCAUCCACCUGCCAACAUUGAAGAUAAUGUGACUGUACCGAUUCCAGAUGUUGACAAAGGCAAAGGUGAUCUCAGAAACAUUAUUGGAGUUAUUCUUCAGAAAAAUGACGAAUCAAUAUUGCAGGCCAUACCAGUUUAUCCUAAAGUGUGCGUAUUUAUAUCAGGAUCAACUAGUUUGGCCUGGCCUAAACUGGUCUAUCCUAUCGGACUUAGGACAAAUUAG